CGUUCCUGUAACAAAAAAUGACCUCAUCUCCAAGUGCGCCGACGCCACCGCCAGCUCCAGCAGCGCCUUCGGUGAAGUCUCCAACUGUUCCAACAUCUGGAUCGACCGCAGAUGGGAUGCGUGCACUGCAAGAAGCGCAGCGAAAGCUGGAGGAGAGUUUGGCAAAGGUUGAGAACCAGAUCCGAGAUAACGAAGCAAGCUAUCUCGAGGACACGGCGCACGGCAACAUCAUUCGAGGCUGGGACGGAUAUGCUGACAUGCGAGGGAAGAAGGACGCGCUGGUGAAGAAAGUUCGCCCAUACACCGACAACGAGAAACUCUUUUCUACGUCGAGUGUGCACACGGGGGCGAAAUCUGUUGCUGUGUCGACCAGUUCCGCAGCGACAGCGACGGCAGAUCAAGGAGACGACGCCGACACGAACGACACGGGCACCGACGAACCAAAACGAUCCAAGAAGAAAGCAGCAGCAUCGGCGACUGCUGAAGGCGGUCGGAGAGCUGUGCCUGGGAAGACUCCGACCACCGUGAAGAAGUCCAAGAAGCGCAAGCUCAUGGACGACGACUUCGACGAGCUAGAUGAUGCGAUAUAAUCAACUUAUUCAAAAGCAUGUUCAAGCCAGCGCGGUGGAGCCAUGUGCAGUCGACAAUUUGAGCUACAGCUCUGGACGCCAUCGCGUGGUGCAACAAACUCGAGAGCUCGCGCCGAUGUUGCUACAACUUGAUCCAUAGGUGGGCCGUCCGUGGAUUCAAACCAAGCCUUGGCUCAAAUACGACCUGGGCACGACUCUUCACAAGUUCUUUUCGAAGCGACAUGCUCUCCAUGGACAAAGCAGCUCCAACCUAACCUUCCCUGUCACUGACGCGACUUGUCGUGGCUGGAGUUGUCGGGGCUGCCUCAGCCGCAUCAACAAGUGCGCCAUGCGCGGCUUUGUGAGGCUGAACAGGAAGCAGAAUCGGCAGCUUCAAGUUGGCCGAUUCGUUUGUGGAACAUAUCGCGUACGACGUCGAUCCCCUGCAUUGCGAGAGCAGUUCACAAAGUACUCUCGCGUGCAUCCCGCAUGCCAAAGCAAGUCCACCCCGCGCGGCGACACCAUCCACACACAACACACACACAACGUACAUUACGUUUUCAUACGCCACCACGUCAUUCAACGUGACGCCGCCGCCACGACUUGGUCGACCACGGACAAGUACUCGCGCGCAAACCCUGGACGAAAGUGGUUCGAAUCCUUCAUGAUCGGCUCGCCUUUCGGAUUCACGACUUCGCACACGUCGUGCCAGCACUGGUUGUCUGAAUAGUCGAUGAGGGUCGCGCCGGACGCGGCGAUCGCACUCUCCACCUUGUCCAGGAGGUCCUUGUGGGCCAACCGAAAGGCAGAUCGGGAGAUAGGUCGCACGUCGCCGACGCGAGAUCCCUGCUUCAUGUUGUUUGGGUCGAAGCUCGGGCCUUCGGGGUUGGCCGUUGCAACAAACACGUGGAUGCCGAGGCCACGGAGUUGGGUCAUUUGCUCCUGGAACACGCGCAAGAUCUCGACCACGUCGUUGGGGCUCUGGUACUCGCACUUGUCUACGUAGCCCGGAACGCAGCAGCGCGGAUUCUCGUGCAACGGGUCUGUGUCGGCGCCGCCAGGCCGAAGGAAUUGUGGCCAGUUCAUGCUGUGAAACACGACCUUGGGCAUGAUUGUCUGGAUCAUGUUCAUGUUGAACGGGUGGAACGCUGGGAUACAUGACAGGGCAGGUGUGCCGUCGUGGGUCUUGAAAACCAUCGUGGGAAACGGCUUGCCGGCGGCACGGGCGUCUUGAAAUAGUUUGUAAAAUCGAGGCUUGAUUUGAUCGAGGUGCGAGUCGCCGAGCCCGACAAUCACCGUCGCUUGGCCGGGAUUUAGGACCUUGGCAUGGUCGUCGUGCCCGUACGGAGAACCCUCCGGCACGCUUUCGAACCCGACGUCCGGAUUCCACUCGCCAGCGGCUUGGACGAGCUUGAUAUACGUGGGUUGCUCGAUACGCGGGCCACGGCUUGAGUUGGGCACUUCAUCCCCACCACGAGCGACGUCCGCCACAGUUUGACUCGUCGCGACGACACUCGCGCUACUAGUCGCUACCGCUGCAGUGGUUGCUUGGACGUCCCCUGCUGCCGCCUUCACCUCUUCCACCAUGGUUGUCGACGGCUCGGUCGCAACUGCCAUGAUCGCCCCCACGUCGACGGGCACGGCCCCUGCAUUCGCCUCGGGGCGGUUUGCAGCCGAGAGAACGAUGUCAAUCUCGCGCUGGGUAAACGAGAACGGCUUGGGGUUUGCACACACGAUCGCCGACAGAAUGCACAACGCCACCAUGCACAGUACCAGAGCAGGCAGGACUUUCUUCGACCUGUUAUGGCGCAGGGGGUUUUCGACGUUCGCCACCGUCGCGAUGCUCAAGGCAAACGAUAGUGCAACCAUCGCGACUGGGGUCAUGUAAAACGGCCGAAAGUCCGCGUUCGGGUACCGCUCCUUGGCAAACACGAGAAGUGGCCAGUGCCACAGGUACAAGCCGUACGAGAUCUUGCCGAUGUACACAAAGGGGCUAGCCGACAGCACGCGCGCGUUGAGAAGCGUAUGGGGGCCCGCUGCGAUCAACAGCGAUGCCGCUAGAGUCGGCAGCAUCGCCCAAAAGCCUGGAAACGCGCUGGAUUCGUCAAGCGACGCAAAUGCAAUCAAGAGCAGCGCCGCGCCCGACCCAGACAUGAUGUGUGGCUUGGCGCCGUCGUUGGUCGACAUGAGCUGCGGGAACUUGGCAUGGUGGAGAAAGGCCAAAACGGACCCCGCACCCAUCUGCCAGAACCUCGCGAGAGGAAAGUAAAACGCCCACUUGUUCGACCCGUUCACAUUCAGUAGCGCAAGGUUGACGAUGAAGCUCGCGGCCAAAAUCGACACUUGUACCCACAACGCCUUGAUCGGUCGCUGUUUGACCACGCACGCCACCACGAACGGCCAGAUAAAGUAAAACUGCUCCUCCACCCCGAGCGACCACAAAUGCAAGAGUGGGUUCUCCUUGAUGUCGGCGUCCCAGUACCCCCGUUCGAGUCCCACGAGCUGCAAGUUGGCCCCGAACAACGUUCCAGCUAACAUCGUCGCCGCCAGCGACUUGAGCUUGCCCGCCAGCAAAUACAAACACCCAAGCCACAGCGUCGUGGAGAGCACAACGAUCAUGGUCGGGAAGAUGCGGCGCACACGGCGCGCGUAAAAGUUGCCAUACGUGAACUUGCCGUUGGCCAUUUCCUUGAACAAGAUGCUCGAGAUGAGGUACCCGGAGAUGACAAAGAACACAUCAACCCCGACAAAGCCACUGGGGAACCGGUCAGGAUACGCGUGAAACAGCAGCACCGGCACGAUGGCCACCGUGCGAAGGCCGUCGAUGUCCGGGCGGUACGUAAUGGGGGCCUUUGGGGGCUUCUUGACGGCAUCUUCCGCGUUCGCGUGCGAUGAUUCAAGGUCGACAUGGGACGAGCCCCCGUCAUAGGACGCAACGAUCAACUCGGCCGCAUCCGGGUCGAGUGGGGUAGGGACAGACAUCGUUUUGUGGGUUUUCUCCGUGCUGGAAUUGCCGCGGCGACAAACGCUGGUGGGAAGGUAGCGAAUUGAGCUCUGAUGGCGAUGGAGCGGAGGCAGUUGAUUGCCCAAC
Messenger RNA from Aphanomyces invadans, 3660 nucleotides. RefSeq lists its product as hypothetical. The record is from RefSeq and is a predicted model, not a curated record. The coding region runs from base 18 to 590 and encodes 190 amino acids. NCBI's taxonomy places the organism in Eukaryota, Oomycota, Saprolegniomycetes, Saprolegniales, Verrucalvaceae. The transcript has a single exon. Gene Ontology annotation, cellular component: histone acetyltransferase complex.